Messenger RNA from Pisolithus orientalis, 4248 nucleotides. RefSeq lists its product as uncharacterized. Gene Ontology annotation, cellular component: plasma membrane. Gene Ontology annotation, molecular function: calcium-activated cation channel activity. NCBI's taxonomy places the organism in Eukaryota, Fungi, Basidiomycota, Agaricomycetes, Boletales, Pisolithaceae. The record is from RefSeq and is a predicted model, not a curated record. The coding region runs from base 121 to 4098 and encodes 1325 amino acids. The transcript is spliced from 17 exons.
CGUCAUGCGACUUCCAUGCCCCCCCAUCCGCGAGCGGGUGAUACUCCACCCUCGUUUUCUCUCCCCAACCUUCAUUAGCAGUGAUAAUAGGCCUUGUAGUUCUGCACUGUGCUUCGCAGGAUGGGAGACAUAGAGACAAGAACAUUUUCUAAGGACUACAGUGGUCUCAUCGACCAGAGCAUCAUUGCAAUUGGUCUGACGGUAAUAUGUGUUGCCUCCUAUGAAGUGCUUUACAGACGAAGACGUGGGUUUCAUCCUCCCGAUGGGCUCGGCAGCGUGGAGUCUUGGCAGUUUGGAUACUUAUACCAAGGAAGAUCAUGGGCUAGGAAUCCAUCUCCCCCAAUACCCCAAGGGUUACCGCUAUCAUGGGUGAAAGAGGCAGUUAAACUCCCACAAGCAAGAUUGAAUGAGCUGAGAGGAGUGGACGCGGCUCUCUACGUUCGCUUCCUUCAAGGGUGCUUGUACUUCACCCUCUUGCACACGUUCACGACCGUGCCCAUUUUACUACCAAUCCACAUCCAUUUCUCACCGGAUGACGUGGGCACCGACUCUAUGACACGUGCAUCGAUUGCUUCAUUAGUGCUAACAGCAGAAGGCUUAGAACUUCUUUGGAUCCAUGUUUGCCUCCUAUUCUGGCUCACUCUCACUUGGAUAGCAACUCUCGUCUACAUUUGCAAUGGCGCAUUCAAAUUUCGGGUUGCCAAUAUUGAAAAGGCUGCACAUGUUGCGGAAUCCGGUGCUGCCGCAGAGAGGGAUGCGCAAUAUCAUCCCCAUCCGCGCCCUCAGUUUCCAUUCCAGGAUAUACCCUCGUACGAUGCGAAUUCUAACCGUGGCUUACGCCUGCGUACCGUCAUGGUCUCGAAUGUACCCGUGGAAUUACGGUCUGAACAACGCUUGAAAGAGUACUUUGAAUAUUACAUGUCGCGGCCAAUCGACCUGCCAACCGUCGGGAUAACAUCUUCCGCGCAGCCGGGAAUGGUGGACAAGAUUUUAGCAUUCGGUUUCAAUCGGGCAAGGCGGAUACCCAAGCGAAUCCGUUUACCUCAAGUCAGGUCGGGCGGCGGGGAGACAGAACGAGGAUCUGACGAAGCACAAUCGGAUAAUGGAGUUUCAAGAGAUAUCCCCGUUAUUGAACGUGUGGUCCUAGCGAGAAACAUGACAGAACUCGCCUCCCUCCUUGAGAGGCGCGAAGGCAUUCUAUGUGCUCUCGAGGAGGCCCAUAUCAAACUCGCUAAGAGAAUGUUGGUGGCUGUCGCUCGCGAAGUGGAAAGGCGAAAACUCGCGAAUCGUGACAGUACUGACAAUGCUGUGGUUAAUGUUGAUCUUGGAAGCAAGCAAGCGGACCUUGAAGGACAGGUACCGGUGAAGGAUGACAUGACAACAGAAAACAUGGACCUCCUCAUCGGAGCCCUCUCACCAUUCGUUGUUGAGUUUGGCGUUGCGGAAUCCUCCGCCCGCAAGUUUUCCAAGAAGUCCAAAGAUACCGUUCGGUUUUGGAGAAGAGCCAAGGCUCACGGAGCGGAUAGCAGUCUGGUGGUGGCUACCGGUGUCUUAAAUGAGUCACGUACUGCCGACGACCACCACAACACAGUGUGGGACGCCUUACUCAGUCUUCCACGCAGUGUCCUUGAUCCCUAUCAACCUCUUAUUCAUCUAUCGGUACUGUUUCGCGGGAAGACAGUACCAACCAUCGACUACUAUACAGCCAAGCUGAAACUUUCAACGAUGCUCAUUACGCAAAACAGAGCGAAAGCAGCCGAUGAGUACGACCCGGUCUCUACAGCAUUCGUUACCUUCAGGGAUGCGAAAGACGCGAAGAAGGCAUGUAGGUAUCUAGCCGUUCACCCCGACAACCCCCUGGCUUGCCUUGUUACUAUGGCCCCUCAAUACGAGGACAUUGAGUGGAGAAGAGUAAUGAAAGCGACGUUUCGUGGAGAGUUAGUUAAAGACUGGGUAGUCAGCCUUGGUGUCUGGGCCUUCACAAUAUUUUGGCUUUUUCCAAUAUCCCUUUUUGUCGGUUUGGUAUCUAUCCAAAGCAUCGCCAGCUUUUGGCCAAGUCUAUAUAAUUAUCUGUCGCACCAUCCAUGGCAAGAAGAUGUUAUCCAAUCUUUUCUCCCCACCAUCUUGAUCUCCCUCUUGGCAAUCUUAAUUCCGCUUAUUUUGCGUUUAAUUGCCAGGAAAGGCUACACAAUCACAACCCUUUCCCUCAUCGAUGACACGAUCAUGAUACGCUACUACAAGUUCCUUAUUGUUAACGUCCUCGUAUUCUUUUGUGUUGGUGUGGCGGUCUUGCAGAGCUUUUUGACUUCAUUCAACAACUUUUCGGAGAGUAACAUCCUCCAGACAUUGGCCGACAGCUUCCCGAGUGCCGGUCCAUUUUACGUUGGAUGGUUGAUAUUUACGACUGCUAUCCAUGGUUCCCUGGAGCUAAUAUUGUUUGGCCUGCCGCUCUUCGCCUACCCUUCAACUAGGAGGCAGAUAACUCCCCGCAAGCGUGCAAAUGGAAUACGACCUCGCACAUUUGAUUACUACUACUGGUUACCUAACCACUUGCUUAUCAUUCACGUCUGUCUGCUUUUCGCAAUACUUAACCCUUUGGUUGUACCAUUUGGCUUGAUAUACUUCGUAGUCGAGACGGCGGUCAUCAAGAAUCAGUUCAUUCACGUGUACGCAAAGAACUACGAAUGUAAUGGUCGAAUUCUAUUAAUAAGAAUGGUUCGCUAUUCUCUCGAUGGUCUAAUGUUCUCCCAGUUCGUUUUCCUCGCAUACAUGGCUGUCUUGAAGAAAACCGUCAAUUUAGCGCUUGCAGCUGUUUUGUUCAUCAUCACACUUGCAGUAAAGCUCGUUAUGACUCGCAUGUGUCGCUCUCGCUUCGAGCAAGAUGACAUCAUGGAGGCUAAGGCAGUUUGCGGUGCUGGUAAUGCAAAUGAGUCUGACCAUCCAGAGACUCCUGGCGCAACCAACCAGCUGAUCGAAUCUUCCGGGAGUAAAGAGGAUGAGCAUAUCACAAGAUCACACACUUCCAUAUUUCGUACCUGGCGCUUGCCGCAGUGGAUAAACUUCUCGUACGCAGCUGGCCCUCGGUUUAACCGUCCUCUCAGGAGCCGUCCGCCGAUUCCCUUUCGAAACAGGGAACGAUCUUUUUCUCGACUUAGCCCGGUCAACGAGAGCAAUCAGGGAGAACAAAUGGACGACGCUCGUGGGCCAUUGGCUUUGGAAAGGACUUCUGGCUCGACAUCCUUGGUCCAGAGGCAUCCUCCACAUCCAAUAUGGGACGACGGACCUCGGUAUGACAUCCCUUACGAUAAUCCAUAUUAUAGCAGGCCCAUCACUAGUGCUCUGUGGUUACCGAGGAAUCCCCUCGGAAUACUUGACCUGGACGACACGGUAGACCUUCAACAAUCGCUGACCAGCGAGCUUGGUGCAGGUGAUCUUGGGUUCAGCCAGUCGUACUCCCUCAGUGAUGCCGCUAUGACACCAAUAUAUGAAUCACCAACCAGGAGUCCUGAUAUCGAACGCGGCUCCAGUUUCCCCGUCACACCUAAGCAGUACUCUGGAGAGGAGGAAAUCGACCUACCUGACGGGAUCCGAGAUAGAGUGUCGGACAAACACGAAGAAAUUGACUCGGCCGAUGGGCACCGCCCAUCCCUCUUCCGUCAAAGGAUGUCUAGCAACAAUACAAGUGCAAAGAGCAGUACCCAGCGCGCUCCUCGUCGCCAUCACACUAUGGACGCUCAAGCCGUUCCGCCCACACCGUCGUCUGAACGACGGGAGGGAUUGUCUCGACCCAGGGCAAUGUCACACUGUCAGAUUCAUCCACAAGAUACUCAGUUCCAUUUCCCUGCAUCGCGUCCCGACUUCCACGCACAAGCAGAGUUGAUCCGCUCUACAGCGUCUAUUGUUCCUCGAGCCUCGCGGACUUCUGUCGCCGAGAACGUCACUACGGGGGAGGCAGUGCUCAACGAGGCUAUCGCUGAAGAGAAAAUAGCCGCGGAGCAACGGAUUAAGGAAGAAGAGGCUGCUGCCGCCCAACAUCAUAGACGCUUAGCUCCCGCAUGGCUUGCCUCAUGGUUUUAUGCAAAAGUUAUCACUCGCUAAUGAUAUUACAACUAUUUUAUACCGACCGGGCUUGCCACACGCAGAUUACAGCUCUUAAAUUCUGCAUCACCAUUUUUGACGUUUGUAGCAAAGGGGGGCUAGGCGAUAUAGGAUUGGCAGAGAUUGGAGUCACUGGACAGCACGGAUGAU